Penicillium brevicompactum is the source of this 4452-nucleotide messenger RNA. RefSeq names its product putative eukaryotic translation initiation factor subunit eIF-4F. Gene Ontology annotation, cellular component: eukaryotic translation initiation factor 4F complex. NCBI's taxonomy places the organism in Eukaryota, Fungi, Ascomycota, Eurotiomycetes, Eurotiales, Aspergillaceae. The transcript is spliced from 6 exons. The coding region runs from base 1 to 4452 and encodes 1483 amino acids. Gene Ontology annotation, molecular function: mRNA binding; protein binding; translation initiation factor activity. The record is from RefSeq and is a predicted model, not a curated record.
AUGACCUCGAACCCUCCUCAGUCGGGCCAACAAGGACAAAGCACCGCUACCUCCGCUUCGACCCAGCCCGCAUCUCAGCCCACCCAGGCGACCACCUCCUACGCCAACGCGACCAAGAAGUCCGCGACGGACUCGACCGCCGCCUCCGCCACCGUGAGCGGCUCAGCGCAUAAUGGGCAGCAGAGUUCUGUAUCUUCUGUGAACGGAAAACCCAUGCAAAACCAACCUGCCGCUUCGGGCGUCACCAUCGUCAAUGGGGCUCCCUCUGCUCCAGCUGCUGGCGAUCACUCUCGCAAGCCCUCUGUGACCAUCACCUCCAGUGGUACCUCCGGAUACAUUCCCAACGGCGGCGCUCCCGCGAGCCGUCCCAACAGCCUUCAGUUCGGUUUCGCAAACCAGCAGAGUUCUCCCAACAUGGGUGCGCCCGCGGUUCCUGCCUCCAACCCGGCUCAGACUGGUCUCGGUGCGCCCUCCACCAACCCCCGUGUGACUUCUCCUCAGACUUCGCCCUCGCCUAUUCCUCAGCCCGCUUCCAGCGGCGGUCGUCCUCCCCCAUCUACUUACCAGACUCAAGGAAACGUUCCCAACUUCGGUAGCUUUGGAGAAUCCGGUGAUGCCAACGCUCCCCACGGUCCUCCCCACAUGCGUCGCGAGUCUUCUCAGUCAACCCACAGCGACAACAUGAACGGCCCCGGACGCUCGGGCUACCCCCACCAGGGUGGUCGCGGUCGUGGAUACUCUCAGUCCGGUUACCAGGGACAACAGAUGCCUUACUCUCCCAACCCCGGUUUCCGCCAGACCCCCAACCAACCCCGCGGAGGUCCCAACAUGGCUCCUCAGUUCCACGGUCCCAACCAGGGUCGCCCGUUGGCUCCUUACUCGCCUCACCAAGCCCAACGCAGCCCUGCUUUGGCCAAUGUUAACCCUACCACUCCCCAGAUGGGCCAGGUCCCCAUGGCACACCCCAACAUGCCCCCCCAGCCCUACGGUUACGGCCAACACAUGGGUCCCCAAGCUGUGAGCAAUCCCUCUUCUUUCCCCCCUCAUGCUCUUCAGAAUUCUCCGCGACGUGAAUCCCAAAGGAAGUUCAGCAACCCCAGACAUAAUGGGAAGCAACAGCAACGCUCGGUUUACCAGAACCAGCUUCCCAUGGAUCUUGCGCCUGAGAGCCGCCAGUUUGAACAACUUCUGACACUUGUGCACACCAAACAGACUUACCCCGGUGGAUACGAUCCCAACUACGCCGGUUACUACAACCCGGCCGCUGGUGGCUACUACAUGACCCCGCCCUCUCCCCAGCCUCGUGCUGCGGGCAUGCCCUACAACAACCAGUACAUGGGCCAACAAUACCCUGCCCCUAUCCCUCAGGCGGCUCCCCUUUCACGUACCCCCUCCCAGGUUUCUACUGAUCGUCCAGGCUCAAGCCUCGGCCAGGGACCCGCCCCCACUGGUCCAGCUACCCCCGGUCACACCCACACCGCCAGCCGAACCUCCAACUCUCCCGCUCCCAAGCCGCACUUUGUCAUUCCCUCGGCUAAGAAGAGCGCUGCGAUUGUCAUCAAGGACCCUAACAGCGGCUCGAUCAAGACCUUUGAAAACGCUUCUCCCGCACGCGCUUCUCCCUCGCGCGCUUCUCCUUCCCCCGUGAAAUUCAGCACUCCCCCCACCUCUACUCCUCCUCCCCGCACAGCCAGCGCCAACGAGCACGCUCGUUCCGACAGCAAGGCCAAUGCUGCCAAGACCGACGAGGAGAAGAAGCAGGAGUUGAAGGAUGCUGUCCGCUUGAAGAUUCAGCAAGACGAGGCUGCCCAGAAGCAGCGUCUCGCUGAUGAGGCCUCCAGCAAGACUACCGAAGCCGAGUCUGCCCCUGCCAAGAAGGAUGACACCGAAGCUGCUCGUGCUGCCAUUGAGGACCUUUCCAUCAAGGAGAAGGCUGCCCCUGCCGAAGAGGCCAAGCCUGUCGUCGCUGAGGAGCCCAAGAAGGUUGCUGCUGCUGAAGAGCCCAAGAAGGCCCCUGCUCCCGCCCCUGCUGAUGACGAUGAGAUCGACUUUGAUGCCAUCGAGCGUGAAAUGGCCGAGAUCGAAGCUAAGGAGCGUGCUGCCGAAGAGGACUACAACCGCGUCAAGGCUGAGAAGAAGGCCAAGGCCGAGCAGGCCGAGCGUGAGGAGCGUGAGAACUACGAGGCCACUAUGAAGAAGGCUGAGGCCGAGGCCGAGGCUCGUGAACUUGCUCGUGAGCAGGCUCGCGCCAACGGCGAAAGCGCCCCCAGUGAGAACAAGGAUAUGUUCGCUUCUCUCAAGAAGGGUGGAUUCGGUGCCACUGAAACUGCCAGUGAGGGUGGUCUUGACACUCCCAUCUCCGACAUGGGUCCUCCCUCUAAGCCCGCGAGCGCUGAUUCCAAGAAGCCUGCUGGUCUCAAGCUUGAGACUUCCAAGCCCACCGAGCCUCUGCAGCCCACUGCGGCCAUGAAGUCUCUCGAGAACGCCAAGUACAUUGUUGAGCUCAGCAAGAUCACAUACCCCUCCUCAAUCACUCCUCCAAAUGCUGUAUUGAACGAUGCCGCACCCGAAGGCCGCAAGUUCCACUAUGACCGCGACUUCCUGAUGCAGUUCCAGGCCGCUUUCAGGGAGAAGAUUUCCGUUGAUUGGGACUCCCGCGUCCGUGAGACUGUUGGUGACCCAACUGACUCUGCCCGUCAAGGCGGUCGCACCCCCAGCAUGGGUAGCCGCAACCCCUCUCGCGGUGGUAUGAGCGGUAACUUCCCUAUGGGUACUUUCGCCGCACCCCGCCCUGGUCAGAUGCCUCCUAUGGGCGGUAACCCCAUGGGCAACCGCACUGCUUCUGGAUUCGGAUUCGGGCGAGGCGGUUCCCCUGGCAUGAACCCCCUCAGCAACAUGCGCACCGGUUCCGGUGUUGGACCUCGCACUGGCUCUAAGGGUGGUCGCAACGACAGCAAGGCCGGUGGUCGCAGCAAGGCCGGUGGUCGCAAGGAUGAGGAGCAGAACAAGUCUAUGCCCCUCACCGCUGGUAUGGACCUCAAGGCUAUCCAAACCACCGCAUCUGGCUGGAAGCCCCGCAGUGUCGGCCAACCUGCCUCUGGCCCUGCCCCUGGUGGUGAUACAGGCUACAUGGCACCUGACGUCGUGCAGCGUAAGGUCAAGGCUGCUCUUAACAAGAUGACUCCCGAGAAGUUCGAUCGUAUCGCUGGACAGAUCCUCGAAAUUGUCUCCCAGUCCAAGGAUGAGACUGACGGCCGCACCCUGCGCCAGGUCAUUCAGCUCACCUUCGAGAAGGCUACUGAUGAGGCUCACUGGGCCCCCAUGUACGCCAAGUUCUGCAAGAGUAUGCUUGAGAGCAUGAGCGCCGAUAUCAAGGAUGAGAACAUCCGCGAUCGCAACGGCACAGUCGUUGCCGGUGGCAGCUUGUUCCGCAAGUACCUGCUCAACCGUUGUCAAGAGGAGUUCGAGCGUGGUUGGAAGGUCAACCUUCCCGAGAAGCCUGAGGGCGUCACUGAAGAGGUUGCUAUGAUGUCUGAUGAAUAUUACAUUGCUGCUGCCGCUAAGCGUCGUGGUCUCGGUCUCGUCAAGUUCAUUGGUGAGCUUUACAAGCUUGGCAUGCUUACUGAGCGUAUCAUGCACGAGUGUGUUAAGAAGCUUGUUGACUACGAGGGCAUUCCCGAUGAGGCUGAGGUUGAGAGUUUGACCUCUCUUCUCCGCACCAUUGGUGCCAGUCUCGAUGCCUCCGAGAAGGGACCUGCUAUGAUGGAUGCUUACUUCGCCCGCAUUCACCUCAUGGUCGAGACCCCCAACCUGCCCAGCCGUCUCCGUUUCAUGUUGCUCGAUAUCAUUGAUCUUCGCGCCGCUCGCUGGAACUCCAAGGAGGGUGACAAGGGUCCUCAGACCAUCGUUGAGAUUCGUGAGGCUGCUGCCCGCGCCCAACAAGCCGCUGAGGCUGAGCGUCAGCGCCAAACCAGCAACCGCGGUGGCGGUGGCCGUAUGCCCAUGGGCCGCGGUGACGCCCGUGGAUUCGGAUACGGAAACCAGGCUCCUCCCCCUGACUACGCCUCCAGCAAGGUAGGCAGUGACGAUCUCCGUCGUCUCCGUGCUACCCGCAACACCAACCAGCCCAUGUCCUUCGGACCCUCCAGCCUUCUCGGCUCCCGCACCAACAGUGGCCGCAAGAACCUCGGCCCCGGCGGUAACCUGGUCCGUGGCAGUGACGACAGCGCCGCCAGCUCGCGCACCGGUACCCCUCCCGCCGGCAAGAAGGAAGACAAGGACACUUCCUCCAUGAACGCUUUCAGUGCGCUCGCCGCCCUUGAGGACCGGGAUAACAUGGCAACCUCGCCCCCCUCAAACCCUACCUCUCCGAUGCUCACCAAGUCGCAGCCCGCGGCUGAACGUCGACCCUCAAAAACCCCGUCUGUCAAGGAUGGUGAAUCCACAGCAUAG